AUGCCUGAUUUUCGCCCUCUCUUCUUCAUCGCCAAGGUCUUGACAUGCUGUUGCUGCUGCAGUCGUCGCAAGCCUGAGAAUGCUCGAGGGUCCAAUCACCCCUACGGCACCAGGCAUGACCAGCGAACAGGGAGCAGUAGUGAGAACAUUUCUGACUACUCUGAAUGUUCCGUGCCACCGGCAUAUCCAGGUGGCCCUAUGAACCUCAUUCAUCCUGAUGAAUUUGAGCACCCUGACGUGUUGGACGAAGUACAUGGACGAGAUGACUUUGGUUUUGACCUGCAAAAGUCCAGAUCUCUUGUACCGUGCCCUCCUACGCCUCGUCCAUCUUCGCCUGCCAUUUCUGAGCCUGCUACUACUACUAGGCCUAGUACUGCUAAGCCUGAUACUAUGAGGCCUGGUACUGCAGAGUCUACUACCACCAAGACUAUUUCAGACGAACCCGUUGCUGGUCCAUCUGUCAUAGCUGAGACUACUUCCAAGGACUCCAUCACCGAACAGCCUCUUACUGAUAAGCCUGUUACUCCCAAACCUGUUGUCGUUGAGCCAAUCACAAAUGAGCCAGCUCUUGAUGAAUUUGUCAUAGCUGAGCUUGAAGCUACUAGGCUCACUACCAAAAAGCCUGUAGCUGAUGAAACUAGUGUUACUAAGUCUACUGGCCCAGAGCCUAUCACAGAUGAGCUCGAUGCAACCAAGUCUGUUACUAAAGUGCCUGAGCUUGAAGCUGAACCUGUUGGGGCCGGAACUGAAGAGACCAAGACCAAUCGACCUAACUUUGUUAAUGUCAACCUUGCGGAAGCUGGUCUUCCCAGGUCUGAUACCGAGGCCAGUAAGGUUAACGAUGGUACCACUGAGGCCAGCUCUGACGCAGUUGGUCUUACAGAGAACAAGGUCUCGGAGUAA
Fusarium mangiferae is the source of this 903-nucleotide messenger RNA. RefSeq lists its product as uncharacterized. The record is from RefSeq and is a predicted model, not a curated record. NCBI's taxonomy places the organism in Eukaryota, Fungi, Ascomycota, Sordariomycetes, Hypocreales, Nectriaceae. Bases 1 to 903 code for a protein of 300 amino acids. The transcript has a single exon.